Molecule: messenger RNA, 3281 nt
Organism: Pistacia vera
Lineage: Eukaryota; Viridiplantae; Streptophyta; Magnoliopsida; Sapindales; Anacardiaceae
Product: dual specificity protein phosphatase PHS1
Exons: 11
Coding region: 262-3045 (927 amino acids)
Biological process (GO): response to abscisic acid; cortical microtubule organization; protein dephosphorylation
Molecular function (GO): protein tyrosine/serine/threonine phosphatase activity
Source: RefSeq, a predicted model, not a curated record
CCGACCAGACCCCUACUCAACUCUCAUUUCACUGUAACAAAAGGAAAAACCUCAAAUAACACUUUAAUUGCUUCUAAACUAAACCAAUCAAGCACGUCUAAUCCCACCUCAAAAAGCGCCACCUCUGACUCCCUCCCCUUCUUUCUGUUUUAAAUACUCCCAUUAGUCAUUUCUAAAAAAAGCAAUCUCUCUCUCUUUCCUCUCUCUCUUUUCUCUAAUCUCUAUAAUUGAGUCCCAGUCGUCCCCUUUCAAAAAAAGAAAAUGGCCAGGGAGUUGAAGGAACCACCACCUACAAGCAUCAUCAACUCUGCCCAGCACCAGGGUCAUGAAGAGAAAGACCUGGACUUCGGAUCUGACGAACUUGAGCCACCAUUGCCCCUCACCGUGACUUCGCGGGUGUUGUAUAUGUUGGGAGACAUUACUGCUGGACCGGCAUAUCGGUUCACCCAAUGGUUGGAACUUGUUCGUAAACGUAGCGGCAAGUACCGUUCCUCCGGCUUCCCUCGCCGCCUUCAUAGGCUUCACACUAUGCCUUUUAGUGCAGGAGAAUCACCAAGUGAUUCUAAAGGUCCUUUGCAAGCUGAGCAAGCUUCGGAAAUCAAUUUGUGGGAAAAACUAGGGAAAGCCGGUAUGUUGGAUAUCGAGUCAAGCUCUUUUUCUUGGGAUAUGCUUUCUUCACUUCAUCACACUGAGCAUGGUAGCAGCACUGAGCAGUCUGAGGAUGAACUGAAUAAAGCCCUUGAGGUUACUGUAAAUUCUGGGGGAGUUGUUUUCUUUGCGUUAUUCAACCAGCUCAGUUUUGAUGAUUUUCCUCUAAACGAAGCUGCAGCUGUUAUAAAGUUCUCGUCUUCAAGGAUGGCCACCCAAUCAGAACGCCUUGGCUAUGAACUUGCCAAGUGGCUGGGAGUCAGAACUCCUCAGGCUAGAGUAAUUCACAAUUGUAAUCCAGAGUGGCUCCAGAUAAGGGAAGCUGCAGAAAAAGCAAGAGCUACAGCAACCUCAGAAGGAGACGAGAUUGGUGAAAUGACUUGUACUGAACUUCUGGAAGCACUUGAACUUAGUCGAUGCCUUCUCUUUAUGAGUUAUGUUCAUGGAUCUCCUUUGUUGGAAAGCUCAAAUGCAUUUGAAUCAAGGGAAACUGCAGCAAAGACUGCAGCAGCUCUUGGCAGGAUCUUGAUGUUGGACCUUGUCAUUAGAAAUGAAGAUAGACUCCCUUGCCGUGAACUCAGAUGGCGCGGAAAUCCUGCAAAUCUGUUGUUGGCAGACAAAAUGGCUUCUGUAAGUAUGGAUGCACUGGAGGAAGCGUUUGAUUCUGCUAUUAAGAGAUAUCGACCAAGAGUGCUUAGAGCUCUUCAAAAGGACCGAAGGGCCACUUCAAUAGAUUGCAGAUUGAAUGCUCAUAAUCCAGGAUUGGUAUCACAGAGUUCAGAUCUUUCUGAUAUCAUAGAAUCUCCAAAAUCUAGUGAAAUGAGCCGAAGAAGUCAAACAUUAGAUGAAUCAACUGGUGCUGAAGUUCAUAUUGUGGCUAUUGACUCUGUUGUCCCUCGCCGUCCUCCUGCAGGAAAACGUGCAAAUGACCAGGCAAAUUAUCCUAAGUUGGUCGAGUUACUUCUCAACAGUUCUGAGUACUCCUCUAAUCUGUUACGUGACAUAACAGGAGGGAAGUUGGGAUCCCCUUCGUUAGAAGAUGCUGAGACAACUGAUGUGCAGGUGGCUGAAAUGAAUUCAGUUGCUCAUGAAUUUCGCAGUGGGUUCCGUGCUGCUCUCAGAGAUCUUCAAGGAUUUCAUAUAUUCCUGCUUACACUUCACCAAAAACUGGAUGGCCUGUUACGAGCAUUUUUGAAUAUCAUAAAUAAGACUUCUGGGGAUUAUGACAAGGAUGAAUGUGUGGUCCCUGAAUCACCUUCAAAUCCUCCUGCAGUUGUCCAUUUUCUAUCUCCAUCAAGCAAGGAGCGGUGCUUUAAUGAUAGCAAUCCAGAAUAUAGUGAUACAGAAUUGCAAAAAACAGCUCCAAGGUCAUCAUCUAAAGAAAGUUCAGACUCUACUUCCCCCAUGUCACGAGAGGGAUGGCAUGGAAAGUUUCACAAGGGGAGUGGAGAUCGUAGUCUCCGUUUGACAGCAAAACUCCGUGAUUUCCAUAAAUGGGCCAAGGUUGAUGCUGAAUCAAGUAAAGAAUUGGAACAAUGGAACGAAAUGCUGAAAAAUGAUGCUGUUAAACUCUGCAUGGAAAACAAUUUUAAUUCAGGGUUCUUUGAAGGUAGUGAUCAUAACAGUGUUGUUGAUGCAUAUGAAUUGAAGGUCAGACUUGAGCACAUUCUUGAGAGGAUAACAUUUAUAUCUGAGGCUGCAAAUACAGAGAAGCCAUCUUCAGUUACAGGUAGGCUGUUCAUUGGCGGAGCCCUGGCUGCAAGAUCUGUUUACACGCUGAAACAUUUAGGUAUUACUCAUAUAUUGUGUUUAUGCUCCAAUGAAAUCGGACAGUCAGAUUCUCAGUAUCCAGAUCUAUUUGAGUACAAAAAUUUUUCUAUUAGUGACCAUGAGGAUACAAACAUCACCAGUAUCUUUGAAGAAGCUUCAGAUUUUAUUGAUCAUGUUGAACAAAUUGGCGGGAGGGUUCUAGUGCACUGCUUUGAAGGAAGAAGUAGAAGUGCAACACUGGUGAUGGCAUACUUAAUGCUCAGAAAAAACUUUACACUAUUAGAAGCAUGGAACAACCUAAAACGAGCUCAUCGCCGAGCCCAGCCCAACGAUGGGUUUGCAAGGAUUCUACUGGAUCUAGACAAGGAACUGCAUGGGAAAGUCUCAAUGGAAUGGCAACAGCGGAAGCCAAUGAUGAAAGUGUGUCCGGUAUGUGGGAAAAAUGCUGGUCUGAGCAGCAGCUCACUUAAGCUUCAUUUGCAGAAAGCACACAAGAAGCUAUCAUCGGGAAGCGUGGACAGUGCCAUGAAUAUGGAGAUACAGAAGGCGUUAGAUGCACUUAAAAUAAGCAGAAGUGGGAGUGUGAGUCCUACACAAAGAGAAUCUAAUUCCCUUAUGGAUGAGUAAGAAUACCUUUUGGCUAUUACUGCAUUCUCAAAACGUCGUUGUGGCAUUGUCUUGGGGGCCGAAACAGCAAACAUAGUCUUAAAUGAAAGAAUACAAACUCAUGUAUAUUAACUUUUGAAAGUUAGAAAAUCAAAUAGGGUAUUCAACAAGUCAAAUACUGUAACUGGGCUUCAGUCCGCAACACCUUAUGUGUAAUUCCGGUAGAUCAGAGCAAUUGAACUAGUUUAUUCUCACAA